Messenger RNA from Taeniopygia guttata (zebra finch), 4940 nucleotides. It is a transcript of the gene SLC25A38, whose product is annotated as solute carrier family 25 member 38. Gene Ontology annotation, cellular component: mitochondrion; mitochondrial inner membrane. Lineage: Eukaryota; Metazoa; Chordata; Aves; Passeriformes; Estrildidae. The record is from RefSeq and is a predicted model, not a curated record. Gene Ontology annotation, molecular function: glycine transmembrane transporter activity. Gene Ontology annotation, biological process: glycine import into mitochondrion.
GGGCCCUCCUCGCUGCUCCGCCGGGAGAGACCGGGGCGAGGGGGGCUCGCUGCACCCCCUGCGCUGCUGCGUCGUGUUCCGCGGCCUCGGGGCGGCGGGGGCACGGGGGGACGGGUCCGGCCCCGUGAUGGUGGGUCCGGGCGGACCUCGCGGGGAGCAUUGCUGGCUCGGAGUGUGUCCCUCACUGCUUCUGAUCCGUCCGUGCUUUCUAGUCUGUUGUGAUUCUGCUGCGCCGAGGGGCUCAGAAACUCGUUCUUGAUUAGCAAACACCGUUAUAUGUUUAUGAUAAUACAAACCCUCUCUAAACACCUAAAAACCUUCACCCUGCCGUGGGCUGUGUGCCUCCUGCCGUGUUGUUUCUCGAGAGGUGCCGGGCGGCCGCAGCCGCUGUGGGCAGCAAAGGCAGCCUCAGCUGAGCAGGCCUGCGGUGCUUUGGAGCGCCUUAGGGGCUGGGCUGGGCUCCCCGGCAUUGCCCGUGGCAGCGGGGAGACCCUGGGGAGCAGGUGGGACGGAAGGGUUGGAGGUGCUGCCAGCAGAGGUGGAUGGGACUGCGGCAAAGGUACAGAUGCAUCCAGUCCUAAAGGCCUUUGUGUGUGGCUCCAUCAGUGGCACUUGUUCCACACUCCUCUUCCAACCCCUUGACCUGCUGAAAACCCGCCUGCAAACUCUGCAGCCUGCUGUGAAUGGGUCUGGUCGCGCUGGGAUGGUGACGCUGCUCUUUAGGGUUGUUCGUACUGAGAGUAUUCUGGGGCUCUGGAAAGGUGUCUCUCCAUCCUUUGCAAGAUGCAUUCCUGGGGUUGGGAUUUACUUCAGCACAUUGUACAUGAUGAAGCAAAAGUUUCUUGUGGACCGUUCACCCACAGCCCUGGAGUCUGUCUUCCUGGGUGCCGCUGCUCGUGCAGUUUCUGGGAUUUGCAUGUUGCCAGUGACUGUAGUGAAGACCCGAUAUGAGAGUGGAAGAUUUGGCUAUGGGAGUGUGUAUGGAGCCCUGAAGAGUAUCUAUCAGACCGAGGGGGCUCGUGGCAUGUUCAGUGGGCUCACAGCAACGCUGCUGCGGGAUGCGCCCUUCUCUGGCAUCUACCUGAUGUUCUACACACAGACCAAAAACCUCACACCUCAGGACCAGAUGGAUCCAGUGCUUGUGCCCUUGCUGAAUUUUGGCUGUGGGAUCUUUGCAGGGAUCUUGGCCUCUUUGGCAACACAGCCUGCUGAUGUUGUCAAAACACACAUGCAGCUGUCACCCCAAAAGUACCACAGGACAAGCCAGGCCAUUGCCUUUAUCUACAAGGACUUUGGGCUGGUUGGCUUUUUCCGAGGUGGUGUGCCCCGAGUUCUCAGGCGCACUCUCAUGGCAGCAAUGGCAUGGACGGUGUAUGAACAGAUGAUGGAAAAAAUGGGCUUGAAAUCCUGACUGAGUUGCAUGAGAAAGGACCAGCUUCGCUCCUUCUCCUGCUUGUGAUCAACUGGCACUGAGAAGUUCCCAGUUCCACAGAGGAAUAAGCCUUCCUCAGCCUGGAGGAAAAAAGCCCUUCUGAGACCCAGUAUUAGGCCUUUUGGCAUGUAGAGGAAAGGAGGGAUUGGAUCUUUACAUUGUUUGAUCAAUGCAUUCCAGAAGGACUGCACUUGCAGACUGCCGUGGGAAAUGGCAAGGUUUUCACAGCCUGGUAACUAUGCUGAGAAGCCCCUUUUAAAAAUAACUCUGUGCUCACCACCUUUAUGCAAUGAGACAAUAUUAGAGCAAAAGUGUUUGAGGAGAAAGCAGUGAUGGCAGAACCUGCUAGCCUGUUCCUUGUGGGCGUAGCCAGAAAGGCCACAGUGACCACCAUCUGAUGUAAAUCCUUCUUCUUUAUAUGCUUUAUUCACACAGGGGAACACUGGACCCUGCUGGGAAACUGGAUGUGUCUCGUGAUACUUAUAUUGCAGGAGUGGGUGGAAGAGAAAUGAAGUGCAGGGGAAAAGCUACAAGCAUGGUCUCUGCCAUCACUUUUGUACUGUGGGUGAUCGCAGAGAAAGUAACUGGAACCUCCUUGCUGUGUUAUGUGUUACUGUGUUAUUGAGCACCUUAACACUCUUGAAAUUUCUGCCUCUACAGCAGAGUUUGCACAGGAACUAAGAAGCAUAAGGCACUUUAGAAUUGAUUGCUGCCAAAGUUCUACUUGUUCUCUUAAAAAAAAAAAAAGCUGCUGGUCUAACUACAGCAGGAGCACUCAAGUGGUUUUGUUGGGGUUUUUUAUGCAGUUGUCAUAAAGACUUACUUGCUUCCUAUUCUUUAUUUGUUAAUCCCUGAUCAACACCCUCAGUGUGAACUGAUCCAUAGAGGUAGCUUUUAGAGCCAUGACUCAUAAUGCAUUUAUGUAUAAUGGAAACAGAUACAGAUACUGGCACUUCAAAUUUCCCUUAAAACAUUGCUGAUUUCAUGUGGAGUAUGUUUUGGUUUGGAAAGAAAAAGUUGCUAUUUCUGUAAGCUUUCUCCAAAGUUUGAGCCCUGUGGGUACAUGGUAGUGACCUAUAAUUCCCUUAGGGCUCCACACAGACUCUUCUCAUUUUCCUGGCUGAUCCUUUUCUCUUAUCACGUAGUCCAUGUUCGAGUAUGCCCGAGUUUAAAUACACUUUUCAUCCUCUGUGCCUUCUUACUCUUUCUUACUGUGUUACUCAGACCUCACAGUGUGUGCCAGGUGCAGCUUGAUUCCCCCCUUCACUUGUGCCUCUGUGAUGGGUUGGAUCCCUUGCAGCUCUGUUAGCAUAGGCGUGAAGCUGGCGUGGAAGUGUGCAUCGUGUUCUGUACUGUGCCUUGCAGAAGACUUAGCUUUGGCUUUUAUUUUCUUAAAUAUCUAGGCAUAUUGCAGUUCACUUUAGAACCAGAGCACCUGUCUCUAAACAUGAAGAGAUGACACUGUAGCUGUAUGAACAACCAGUGCUACCUACCUGUUGUUCAUAAAUUUUAGAGUGUAUUUUGGGCAAUCACUGCCUGCCCAGACAGCUUCCCGAGCGCAAGAACAGAGGGGAUGUGGAUUGUUAAAGUGCUGCCUGUUUUCAGACUCAGCCCAUCUGCGAGGGGAGGUUGGUGCUCUCCCAUGCAGGAGUCUCCAAAAUUGGUGGUGGAGGAUUCUGUGUGCACGUCUACGUGUUAGCAACAGAGCACUGCAUCAAAUCAGGCACAUGGCACAUUAUUUGCUAAAUCCUAAAUGUGAACACCUGUUCCUUUCUUUUGCUGUUCCUUCUGCCCUUAGUGACCAGAACUUGUGAGAGUGCCUGAAACCGUGGUAACUGCACAUCCUGCUUGUUUGCCAUCCUGAGCAUUACUGACACAGAGCUGGAGAACCGAGUCUAGGACUGAUGACCUGGCAGAAUAAGGUGGCAAUUAGAUGAGUUACCUCAUUUGUCCUUUAUUCCCCUGUGUAUACACCAACAUUGUGCUGGGAGCCUGAAUUAACUUGGUGCUUUAUGAAUCUGGCAUGUGAGUUGGAUCUGUUGAUCGUCCUGGGCUGUGGUAGCCAAGGGCAGUGUGUGGGGUCACCUGCAAGGUGCUUCUCACAUAUUUUGUUGCUGGUUUAGCAAUGGCAAACUUGUUUAGCAGUGUGCAACUAAUGCAGACAGAAAUUUAAGCUCUUAAAAAUGAGGCAGGCAAGCAAAGAAUGUGAGGUAAUCUGGAAUUAAGGUCCUCAUCAGAAACCUGAAUUUCAAGAACACUUUGGUGGCUUUUAUGUCCCUGUACUCCUGCCUGGUCAAGUAACGAAGGAAGAAGUAGAGAGUUUAUUCCCAUUUGUUAAUGUUUUAAGUUCUGCUGUGGGAUUUUUUUGUUUGCUUUAAAUCUGGAAUCAGGCCUAAAGCAGUGUUAUCUUUUACUUUGGGAAAGCUUUUUCAUUCGGCUUUGGUGCUUUGUUAUUGGAGUAGAAUGAAAAGCUAUAUGAUUUUUGGCUUGUGGAUUAACCUGGGCUCCUCUGGGUUUAAGAAACAGAGAAUCUAAAUUGCACUGUGUUUCAUCUACCAUUUGUGCUGCAAAUCCAAAAGCUUAUCUACCUGUGAGUUGGAGAGAAUGAAUUCUGUAGUGCAAGCUUUUUGGUUUUUUUUUUCUUUUUUUUUUUUUGUUGUUGUUGUUUUUGUUGUUUCUUUUGUUGGGCGUCAUAUAUGGGGGAAGGGAAAGUCUGAAGUUCUGCUUCACUCUGUUCUGAAAGCUUUAUCACAUGGUCAGGCAUAAGACUGUUUCUCAGCUCUGGUCCUUACUGUCCUUCACCCUUUUCUCCUCUUCAAAAACAUUCUGUUCCUGAAGUGAUUUAUUAAAGUUACUCCUUGAUAGCUGUAGCAAGUCAAGACAAUCAAGUGCAUGGACUUGAAGUUUAUGUGUAUUCCCCUUGAGGUUUAAUGUUUCUACAUAACAACAAAUUGUCCCUGUACAGCCUAAAGGUAAAGUAAAUCAAAUAAAAGAUCUGGACAGAGGUGCUUAAUCACCUACCUACAUCAUGCCAGCAAUUCAACACUAGCAAUCUUGUCAGAUAAUCAUUUCCAAAGCCAUCUUGGUUUGGAUUCUGGAGACAGUGGUGUGCAAUCCUGCACUUCAGGAUUGCAAGUCCCUCUUGGACUGACCUCUGUUGCUGGCAAUGCAUUGUUAGUGAUUGUGCACUGUCUCUGCUUGCCCCUGCAGCUGUGGCUAAGAACACAGCUGGCUGGCAUGUUGAGGCAGCCGUGUUUAAGUGAGUUGAAAGGACACAAGAGAAAUAGUCUGAUUAUUCAUGCUUUAGAAACUUUAUGUUUCCACUAUUCCUGUGUGAUGAUUUGUUUGGUUGUUUUUUUUUUUUUUUCCCUCCAAGUCUCUUAAACAGAACUGGAGCUUUGGAACAUUGUGUAGCUUUGAGUAUUGUGAAUGCUUAUGUGUCUGUAUAAAAUAUUUAUGUGAAAAGGUGUAUUAUAUGUUUCUAUUAAAAGCUGGUUGCUAAAAUUAA